UUGGUAAUUUGGAUCGCUUAAAUUGUUAGGGUUUUCCAAAUAUAAAGCAAAACUUUCACUUCACACAAGACCCACCAGACCAGACACCUAUAUAUUUUGCUGAACUGUUACUCUUCACAUUCAACAACUUGUAGCCAACACAGUAGCCAUGGUUCUCAAGAUCUCUAUCCUUCAGAUCAUCACCUUGUCCGUCUUGCCUCUCACCACUCCCAUUGACUUCAAGUACCCAGCAGUUUUCAACUUUGGUGAUUCCAAUUCAGACACUGGUGGCCUGGUUGCUGGGACUGGUGAUCGCCUGGAUCCUCCCAAUGGGCAGAUUUAUUUCCAGAAGCCAUCUGGCAGGUUCUGUGAUGGGCGCCUCAUUAUAGAUUUCCUAAUGGAUGCAAUGGACCUGCCGUUUCUGAAUCCAUAUUUAGAUUCAAUUGGGGCGCCAAGUUUCAAGAGAGGAUGCAAUUUUGCAGCUGCAGGAUCUUCUAUACUCCCAGCAGCUGCAUCAGCUGUAAGCCCAUUUUCAUUUGGGAUUCAGGUGGCUCAGUUCUUGAGAUUCAAGGCCCGGGUGCUUGAACUCUUGUCUAAAAGCAAGAAACUUGACAAGUUCCUGCCUGCAGAAGACUAUUUUGGGAAAGGGCUUUACAUGUUUGACAUUGGCCAGAAUGAUCUUGCCGGUGCCUUCUAUUCCAGAUCAUUGGAUCAAAUCCUUGCUUCAAUUCCGACAAUUUUAGCUGAAUUUGAAGCUGGAAUUAAGAAAUUGUAUGAUCAAGGGGCGAGAAAUUUAUGGAUUCACAAUACAGGUCCCCUGGGUUGCUUGGCUCAGAAUGUUGCCAAAUUUGGAACCGAUGCAUCUAAGCUUGAUGAGCUUGGAUGUGUCAGCUCGCAUAACCAAGCUGCAGGACUGCUCAACCUGCAGCUCCAUGCACUAACUAGAAAGUUGCAAGGCCAAUACCCAGAUGCAAAUGUGACCUAUGUUGAUAUAUACACCAUCAAAUCUAACCUCAUCGCAAACUAUUCUCGUUAUGGAUUUGAGCAGCCCAUAAUGGCGUGCUGCGGCUAUGGAGGUCCACCUCUGAACUACGACGUCCGGGUGGGCUGCGGCCAAACGAAAGUGUUGAACGGGACGUCGGUGACGGCCAAAGGAUGCAACGACAGUACUGAAUACGUGAACUGGGACGGAAUCCAUUACUCGGAGGCUGCAAACCAGUAUGUUGCCUCGCAAAUUCUCACCGGAAAAUACUCCGAUCCGCCCUUCUCCGACAAGAUGCCUUUCCUUCUCAAUCUCAAGUUCUGAAAAGCGUCAAGUAAAAUGUUCUGCUUUCAUUCUUUAUGCAACAGUUCUGUGACUGUAUGUGUACUGUUGUAAAUCAAUUGAGUCCAGGACAGGACCCAGCAUGGAGAGGAACUCCUUGUCUCGGUGUGUGUUGAUCCAUCAUAAUCAAAAUUAAAUUAGGAUUUUAUAAUUUAACAUGUUAUUGACUGAGUUGAUUAGCUAGUUGGGUGGGUUAUCCUAAUUAUUAGUAGAAUUUUUAUCUUUUAAUAUUUGGUAUAAUUAAUCAUAUAGUUGAGUUUAGUUUAUUUGGCUUCAUAAUAAGAAAGAAAUUGCUGCAAGUAAUGAAUUAUUGUCUGCAUAUAUUAUUAUUAUU
Diospyros lotus (date-plum) is the source of this 1637-nucleotide messenger RNA. Its product is annotated as GDSL esterase/lipase At1g54790. The transcript has 5 exons. The record is from RefSeq and is a predicted model, not a curated record. NCBI's taxonomy places the organism in Eukaryota, Viridiplantae, Streptophyta, Magnoliopsida, Ericales, Ebenaceae. Bases 149 to 1285 code for a protein of 378 amino acids. Gene Ontology annotation, molecular function: hydrolase activity, acting on ester bonds.